Molecule: messenger RNA, 936 nt
Organism: Parnassius apollo (apollo)
Lineage: Eukaryota; Metazoa; Arthropoda; Insecta; Lepidoptera; Papilionidae
Source: the annotation of a GenBank genome assembly
AUGGUAGAGCAACCCGCAAACGUGGAUGCCGCCGUGAAUACCCCAGUUGUGGUUGAUUCAAACGAUGAUGGAACAGUCGCCCAGGAACUGGAAUUAGAGCAUAUGAGGAGUACAUUGGAAGAGGCGAUUGUGGAAACGCGCAGUACGCCUCUCGAAAAUCGACCGCGACUUCCCCCGCAUAGCCCUAAGCAAGCGGAAUCGGGCUGUCGUGAGGGCUCUGAACCCAAUGCUGGCGCCAAGGUUUCCACGGCUGGACGCGCUACUGGCCAUAGUAGCGCUAUCCCAGCAUGGAGAAGAAGAAUUGAGGAACGUAUCGCAAAGGCUAGAGCUCUCAUCGGCAGACUGAUAUGCUUCAGAUCAGGCAACAACAGGCCAAGAAUUGUGCGCACCGUCAGGAUGGCGUUUGCUGGGACAAAUGUCAGUUUGUCCCAGCCGGAUAUAACGCAAAAACUGACGGAGCGCAUAGAUGAUCUGAAGCAGAGAAUCGCUGCUUGGGGAAAGCGGAUUCGGCGAUAUACCGAGAGGUCGACACGGUUCAACCAGAAUCGUCUCUUCCAGAGUGAUCAGAAGAGGCUCUAUGAAUCAUUGGAGCGACGAAUGGUAAGUGAAACGGGUCCAGCACCGAAUCAGGCCGACACUGUAGCAUUCUGGCGCGGCCUGUGGUCAGAGCCCGUAAACCACAGCGAGGGCCCUUGGACGGAAGUUGUGGCGAGUCAGUGUGCGGGUAUUACGCCCAUGGACCCCGUCAUCAUAACGCCGGAUGACGUAGCUGAGGCGGUCCGUAGGGCCCCGAACUGGAAAAGUCCGGGGCUUGACGGGCUGCAUCACUACUGGCUGAAGGGGUUCAUGUGUUCUUAUCAUUAUGAUAAGACCCAAGAAACAGAUCGUCUUGUCGUUUACUGCUGCCAUGGCGGACUUCGCGAAAUUCCAACAUAA